Molecule: messenger RNA, 898 nt
Organism: Myotis lucifugus (little brown bat)
Lineage: Eukaryota; Metazoa; Chordata; Mammalia; Chiroptera; Vespertilionidae
Gene: TMEM126B
Product: transmembrane protein 126B
Exons: 5
Coding region: 166-765 (199 amino acids)
Biological process (GO): mitochondrial respiratory chain complex I assembly
Cellular component (GO): mitochondrion
Source: RefSeq, a predicted model, not a curated record
UGUAAUGAUGCAGGGAAGGAAACUGGCCCAUUAUCAUUGUGUAAUACCAUACACCAAAGGUCAAAGGAGCCCAUAUCUUCAGGAUGCUGAUACCGGAGAUGAAUUGGCCUGGCCUUUCAUUAGUUAGGCUUAGUACUGCUGCAUAUCAGUUGUUCAGACAUCAAGAUGGCAACAUACACACGUGGUCAACUCAGCCCCUCUCUAAGAGAUAAAGAACUCGGACCAAUGGUCAUUGAAAUCAUAGAAAAAAAAAUUGAGUAUCUUAGAAAAGAAAAUGCUUUAAAUAUACGUGGGACACUGCUCGUUGGAACAGCAGCUGGUUUCUCUGGAAUAUUGGCAAACUUCCUUUUCAGACACUGCUUCAAGGUUAAACAUGAUGCUUUGAAGACAUAUGCAUCAUUGACUACACUUCCAUUUUUGUCUACCUUAGUUACGUAUAAGCUCCUUGUUACAGAUGCUUUGUAUUCAGGUAAUAUAAGCGUGGAAGAAUGUGCUCUGAGAAGUUCACUGGUUGGCAUAGUAUGCGGUGUUUUAUAUCCAACUGGUUUGGCUUUUUCUAAAAAUGGACGUCUGGCAGUAAAGUACCAUACUGUUCCACUGCCACCAAAAGGAAGGGUUUUACAUCACUGGUUGAUGCUUUGUCAAAGAGAUAUAAAGGGAAUGCUGAUUCCUCUAGCCUUUCAGAUAGUCUUUGGAAUAUACCAGGGUAUACAACAUUAUGCAGUAUUUCAGAGUACGUUAGAGGAAACUGUACAUGAAGAUUAACCAAGAAGUGAAUGGAUUUUUUUAUGGUGAGGACUCAGGUAUUGCUGAAAGAGUUCAAAGUAACUCUGGACAAUUUGUUUCUGUUCUUUUGCCUAGUGUAUAGCAGGUUCUGAAUAAAUAUUCAGAAACUCAA